Molecule: messenger RNA, 3276 nt
Organism: Chilo suppressalis (striped riceborer)
Lineage: Eukaryota; Metazoa; Arthropoda; Insecta; Lepidoptera; Crambidae
Source: the annotation of a GenBank genome assembly
GACUACUGCGUUGAUGACGGCAUGAAUUUGACGUUCCGUUCAUUGCUUGUUUUUUUGCGAUUUGCUUCAGCGUUCGUGUGUGUCCCCGCGCGGUAUAGCUUCUCCGUGAACCUGUUUUGCGUGAGCCUGCAAAAAAACAUUGCGAAUUUAUUUAUGCAAACGUCACAUAUAGUUGAAUUUCCAAGAAAAGGAUCGUUCCAUGUUCAUAGUGCGUUGAUUUAGUAAAUUGUGUUGUGGAUACUGUGAUAAUAUCGGUGAAAGUGUCUGUGCGAGGCUAAAAUAAGGAUUGUUUUCUCAUUCGCUGGGUGGCAUAUUAUAAUCUUAAAAUUCAGUAUGUCCAGAGCAAAAAUCUGAGUUGGAGAAAACAUGGGCAGUGCCACAGUGUCCAAUGCUAAACCCCAAACAGCUAUGGCAGAGACCGAGAAGAGAUCGCUGAAGAAACUCCUACGAGUCCUCUUCAAAAAAGACAAGAAAAAGGAAAAAACUGCACCCACAGAAACAGAUGGCGCUACCAUCGAACCACAGCCCCAACAAACCUCGGCGCAAGCAGUGGAAAGCAUACUCGAGAAGAUAAAACAGUUGGACAUCAAGAAGGAAGCAUCAGACUCGCGCGAGGAAGACGAACUCGAAAACUUUUCCUUUAAACCCAUAAGCGAUGAUGACGUCACAAGGCCCGACAGGUCCCAGUCCAAUUCGUCAGGGGACAGCGGGUUUAUAGAGAAGUAUGUCCCAGAAUCUGAGGACGAUGAAGAGAGAGACAAAAGUGAUGACGUCAUUGUCUCCUUCGAGAAGCUUAAUCUGAAGGAUGGUAAAAAGGAGAAGAGGGUGCAGACGGUUGUCCUGGCCAGAGCGCCUAUAAGGAACAAAGUUGGGGGAAAGCAAAUUGCACCUUAUGACCUGCAGCCGACGGACGCGUGUCGACAGAUACAAAUAAACAAGCACACACUAACCGGAGGACAAGUCAUAGUCAACCCGAGACACGUGGACUUUCUAGAGUUCGACAAUGCUACCAAACAAGUGCAGCAAUCUUCGGAGCAUUCGCAACACGAGUACGGAGGAGAAUAUCUCAACAUCAUCGCGGAGUACAUCCGGGAAGUUUGGCCCAAAAACUCCAUCGAAGAAACCAAUAUGCUCGCAGAAUUUUUACCAAUCGAAGAAUUGCAAAGUGAAAGCCUUGUUCUUACUCCCCCGCAUCAACCACCGGAGAUAUCGCAGCCAAAUCCCAUCGAAGAAUUCACGUACCACAUCCAAAACGAGUUUUUCAGUACAGACGUACCAGACUUGACAAUACUGAACGAGUUGGCUGAAAUACCAAGCGACACUAACAACCACAACCAAUACUUCUUGACCCCACCUCAUUCUGUGAACGCGUACAGUCCAAUGUCGGACUCUGCUUCUUACAAGAACUCGGAGUACACGUAUUCGCCUGAACGAUCGUCAACUUUAUCCCCUGAGAGAUCUUCGCCUAUACACAACAGUGACUAUGAGAAGUUCCAAGACAUAACCCCAUACGAGGAUACUGCGAGCAAAAAGAACGUUGAAAGGAAGGACUCGACUUCUUCUAUGACGUUGAAGCAAUACAAGGACAUGCAGAGAGAGAUAACUCAGUCUUUCUCCAAGAAAGACUGCUGUCUAUUAGAGAGGACCACUUGCAAGCAGAUCUUCUUGGAAUACUUGCAGCGGUUAAGCCAGGAAGAGCGCAAGAAUAUGUGCUUCAAAGUGGUCAGGCUGGACUUGAGCAACGCUUAUGGGGUCCUUCAGAACAUCCUGAUCAGCCUGUCGCAGGGCCCGGAGAAGGAGGACCUACAGUACGCCCUGUUCUGCAUGGUCUGCGAGCGGGUGUUGGCGCAGAAACCUCAAUGGCUGGUAGAUGACUUCGGUCUGAACCUCCUCAAGUCUGCGGCUCUACGCUGCCCCAACAGACCAGAGCUGACUCGCUACUUGGUUCAAUGCGUCCGUAACGCCAUACGACACGAUUCGAGUCUCAUACAAGGUCGGGACAGCGUCUUCCAUGAGGUGGACGCCCUAGGCGACACGUUGUUGAUAGCGUGCGUGCGGCGCGGUGACGCGUGCGCCGACGUGCUGGGAGAGUUAACGCGUCGCUCCGACAAUGAUGACAUGCCGCUGUUCAAAGUCAACCACGUCAACGCUGACGGAGCAUCAGCGUUGCACGUGGCUUGUAGCGAGCACAGCGCGGCCUGCCCCCGCCUGCACUGCGCGCACAUACUGCUGACACACGCCGCCGCUGACGUGUGGCAAGGGGAUGCUAAAGGCGGCGACACGGCGCUCCAUAUGGCGGUAAAUUCCCGCACCUGCGACCUGCCUCUCAUCAUGGUUAUAUUCAGCCACCUGAACAGGAAAGACUGGAAGAAAUUGGCACACGCGCCUAAUACGUGCUCCAAGUCACCACUCGAGAACGCACGGUCAGCCAUGCGAUCACCUUCGAGAGAAAAUUACCCGCCAGAAGUUUUGGAGUUUCUGAAAAAAUGUCGCUAAAACCAGCAAUAACCGAACGCAGAAAUGCAAUUACGAAAAAACAAAACGCGUUUAUUUUUUUAAGUCAUAGACUAAGGUAGUAAUUUAAGGAGAAUAUUUUUUUAAAGAUAAUUUUUUGUUAUAAAAAAGGAGCAGAAAUUAAACGCAAAUGUGUGUGUGGAGUUGUUUUAUUUUUUUCAUUUGUGUUGUUAACCAGAGACGUAGAGAAUGCACUGAAUUUGACAACUCUCUAGAAUGAGAUAAAUUGGCCGCACCAACGCUUGGUCUCUUUCACACCUAACUGCCCAAUUUGAGUUUAUAAUUGGACAAAAAAUGCUCAUUCGUCUCUAUGUCUACUAUAAAUUAAACGGAUUAUUUCUUUUCCUUAGAUUCAAAAUAAUAUAUCUGUGUUAUAAAGUAAUAAGUAAGACUAUGUUUGAAAUUAAAUGAUGUCCCAUUUGCAUCAAAAUGUUGAACGUUUAAGUUGAAUAACCUUUUUUGCAACAACCACAGGUUUGAGAAUUUCAAUAUAAAAAAAAAGAAUAUUGUGGCUGUAUGAAGCAGCCAUCGUCAAGCGAGACAAUAUGUAAAUAAAAAAACGCAUUUGGAAACAUAGAGGUAUAAGAAUAGAGUAAUGGAGAUAUAGACUCUAGUACAAGUGGAAGUGUCCCUCUAAUAGAAAGAGAAAGAAGAUGAGAGACUGCUAGCUUUCUCUCUCUAAUUGCGCAUGCGCAGUAUUUCGAUGUGAUGCCAUUGGAUGCCAUGCGUCACAAGAGAGAGAGAUAGCGGUCUCUCAUCUUC